CGCGGCUGCCAUGGGCCGGGACCUGCUGCUGCUGCUGCUGCUGCUCGCGGCGCUGGAGAAUACUGAGGCGAGGCAGGAGAGGAGGACGUCCCACCUGUUGCCAUCCACGCAAGCAUUGUCGGUGGACUGGCCGGCUGCACCCCGACGCCCCCGCUCCCUUCAAACUGCCACACGUGAUACCCCCAAAGCCGAUGCUCAGACCACCCCCGUGGAACCAUAUCCUGACCAGGCCAAUGCAUCUGUCUUGGACGAAGCCUCUGCGGCCCACUCUCUACAGCAAGUUAAAUUCAAUCCCACAGUAGGCCAUAUAUUAAUUAAUGAGCAUAAAGAUUUCAAGUUUAACUGCUCGAUUAAGGGACCCCAUCUCUUAUUCAACCAAGACUCUGCUGUCAUUUCCUUGUGGAAAGAUGGGAAGGAGCUGCAGGAGCCUGGCCGCAUGUCCACUCGACAUUACCAGGUCACGGACGAUGUCGAAACAACAAUGGUCUCUGCCUUCAGCAUAACCAAUGCUCAGCGCUCUGAUAACGGGUCCUACAGCUGCAAACUGAAAAUCCACAAUGAGGAAAUUGAGUCAGACCCCAUCUUCGUCCAGAUGGAAGGGCUCCCCCACUUCCUUCGGCAGCCCCAGAGUCUGAACGUUACCAGGAACAGACCGUUCAACCUCACAUGCGAGGCGAUGGGGCCCCCGGAGCCUGUGCAGAUUUACUGGUUUCGGAACAGCAGCAGGGUGAAUGAGCAGCCGUACAUUUCCCCCUCUGUCCUGACUCUGCCAGGUCUUAGCGAAACUGCAAUAUUCAGCUGUGAAGCUCACAAUAGGAAAGGACUAACUGCCUCGAAUGAAGUGCAGAUCAAUAUAAAAAGAGCUGCAGCCGCCCCAGCCGACGUGCGUGUCCUGAAUAGAACAGCGCACGGCUUCGUGGUGUCCUGGGUGCCGGGCUUCGACGGCUAUUCGCCUCUGCACAGCUGCUGCCUCCAGGUCAGGGAAGCUCCUCCACUGAACAACGGCUCAUUUCUGAUCUGGAACACCUCUGUGCCACCUCAUCGGUAUCACGUCCAGCAGCUGCAGCCCCUGGCAGAGUAUAGCAUCCGUGUUUCCUGCAGGAACGAAGUCGGCUGGUCUCCAUUCAGCCCCUGGACUCUGGCCAGCACAACCGAGGGAGCCCCAUCUACUCCCCCUCUGAAUGUCACAGUGUUCUUCAACGAGUCCAGCUCCUCCCUGGAAGUCAGGUGGGCAAAGCCUCACCUUGGACGAAAGCACGGAGAACUGCAGGGCUACAGGCUACUGCACACAUGGCAGAACUCCAAGAUAACGCAGAAUCGUUCUUCCGAAGCCCAGCAGAACGCCACUGUCGCCACCGUCGCGAUCGUAGUCACUAACGCCACGUACGCUGUGCGCGUCGCCGCCGUCACCAAGGGGGGGAUCGGGCCCUUCAGUGACCCAGUGGUAGUUUUCAUUCCAGGGGACGGUUUCAUAGCCUCCGCGCCUUCCUCGACUCCAGCGCCGGGAAACAACCACUCCUUUGCCAUAGUCCUCGGCUUUAUCCUGGGGAUCGUCGCCAUUGGGUUAAUCGUGUAUUUCUCGGUGAUUGUCAGGAAAAGACGGAUGGAAACCAAGUUUGGGAAUGCUUUCCACAGCGACGAUUCAGAGCAUGUCGUCAGCUACACGGCAAAGAAGUCCUACAGCCGGAGAGCCGUCGAACUGACGCUGGCCAGCCUGGGUGUCAGUGAGGAGCUGCAGCAGAAACUCCAGGACGUCGUGAUUGACAGGGAUUCCCUCGCCCUGGGGAAGAUUCUGGGAGAGGGAGAGUUCGGGUCGGUGAUGGAAGGGCACCUCAGCCAGCCCAACGGCACCGUGCAGAAAGUCGCCGUGAAAACCAUGAAGCUGGAGGACUUUUCCCAGCGAGAGAUCGAAGAGUUUCUCAGCGAAGCAGCCUGCAUGAAGGACUUUGAUCACCCAAACGUCAUCAGACUCCUAGGUGUGUGCAUAGAACUGAGCUCCCGGCAGGUCCCGAAGCCCAUGGUGGUUCUCCCGUUCAUGAAAUACGGCGACCUGCACAGCUUCCUACUGCGCUCACGGUUUGAAACAGGCACCCAGCACGUACCACUGCAGACCUUGCUGAAGUUCAUGGUCGAUAUUGCGCUCGGAAUGGAGUACCUCAGCACUCGGCAAUUUCUGCAUCGAGAUUUAGCUGCUCGAAACUGCAUGUUACGGGACGACAUGACUGUGUGUGUGGCGGACUUUGGCUUGUCGAAGAAGAUCUACAGCAGCGAUUAUUACCGUCAGGGGCGCAUUGCUAAAAUGCCUGUCAAGUGGAUUGCAAUCGAGAGCCUGGCUGAUCGGGUGUACACGACCAAGAGCGACGUGUGGGCGUUCGGGGUUACCAUGUGGGAGAUAGCCACUCGAGGGAUGACUCCGUACCCAGGAGUGCAGAACCAUGAAAUCUAUGACUACCUCCUUCACGGUCACAGGCUGAAACAGCCAGAGGACUGCUUGGAUGAGCUGUACGAAGUGAUGUACUCCUGCUGGAGAGCAGACCCCCAUGAGCGACCUGCAUUCCCAGAGCUAAAACUCCACCUGGAGAAGCUGUUGGAAAGUUUGCCCGAAGCGAGUGGGUCUGAAGACGUCAUUUACAUCAACACAAGCUUGCCAGAGGAGAGCGAGGAGCUCACGGGAGAGUCUGAAUUCCCUCAGACAGACAUGGCUUUCAAUCGCAGUUACGUAACUGUGUCCCCUUCCCCCAAGCCAGACACCACGGUUGUCACCGCAGAGGUUCAUGAAAGCGAUCAGCGGGAGGAAAGGUAUAUUUUAAAGGGGGAGACGGACGAACAGACUGCAAGCUCCCUGACUCUGGAACAGGGGCGUGUGCCUCUUCUGCAGGGCACCGUCACCCGGAACGGGGCCGCGUGGGGUCCAGCCAGCAUGCUGCUGGGCAGCUCGUUAGCAGAUGAACUGCUGUAUGCAGAUGACUCUUCUGAGAACUCCGAAGUCCUGCUGUGAAACGAGAACUGGAAAACCGAGCUCUUGUGGGGCCAGGCGUUUGCAGCGAAUGUUUCACUUGGCGUAUUUGUGUCUUACGGAAAUAGCAUUAUAAGGUGACUGGGCCAUUCCAGCCGUCGAGCGAGUGGCCAAGGCAACACAAGCUAUCUGAAUUUGUACAAAGUGAUGUCUCUAGCCAUCGACACGAGAGAGUUGGCGGGAUUAUGUUUUAAUAAAUCACAACCUGUGGGGGACUGUUUUAUUUCUUCUUC
Molecule: messenger RNA, 3249 nt
Organism: Mauremys reevesii (Reeves's turtle)
Lineage: Eukaryota; Metazoa; Chordata; Testudines; Geoemydidae
Gene: MERTK
Product: MER proto-oncogene, tyrosine kinase
Exons: 19
Coding region: 11-2998 (995 amino acids)
Biological process (GO): multicellular organism development; positive regulation of kinase activity; nervous system development
Cellular component (GO): signaling receptor complex
Molecular function (GO): ATP binding; transmembrane receptor protein tyrosine kinase activity; protein binding
Source: RefSeq, a predicted model, not a curated record